Messenger RNA from Staurois parvus, 323 nucleotides. Lineage: Eukaryota; Metazoa; Chordata; Amphibia; Anura; Ranidae. The record is from the annotation of a GenBank genome assembly.
AGUAAAAAAAAAAAAAGCACUUCUACCCCCUUCCCACCUACUGGACACUUCUACCCCCUUCCCGCCUACAGGGUACUUCUACCCCCUUCCUGUCCAGGCCAAUUUCCAGCUUUCAGCGCUGUCGCACUUUGAGUGACAAUUGCGCGGUCAUGCAACACUGUACCCAUAUGAAAUUUGUAUCAUUUUUUUGUGACAGAUGGAGCUUUAUUUUGGUGGUGUUUAAUCACCUCGGGGAUUUUUAUUUUUUCUUAAACAAACCAAAAACCACUGAAAAUUUUGAAAAAAGUUUUUUCUUAGUUUUUGUUAUAAAAUUUUGUAAAUCA